CCCUGUGGGGCGAAGGAACAAGCCCUACCGACCACGACCUCACUCUGACCCUCACGGCCGCCGUUACUCUCCGUACCACAAACACCCAGUGGCUGCUAGACCUGACACCAUGGCCCCACGUACAUCCUCACCAAGCAAUCUGUGCAGCUCGAACCCUCGACCUCAGGGUCCUGGCUCCCUGCUGGUCUCUCCCAUCAGCUCCCCCCUCGACUCAAGCCUCAGACCAGUCAUCAGCCAUCCCUCCGGACUCUGCCACCGUCCUCUUCCCGGACCCCACCACAUCCCUCCUCCCCCACCCUUCAUGCCUCCCGUGUACCGACCAGACAACGGACACUCAGGCAUGAUGCCUCCUGGACCCCCACCGCCUAACGGACACCCGCCUGGUCCAAUGAUACCACCCGGACAUCGACCUCAACCUCCUGGUGCUUACGGUCCCUCUUCCCCACACAACCGGUACCUUCCUCCACCUUCUCACUAUGGACCGGUGCCUCCUCCAUUCGGACCCCCACAUACCUACGUGCACUAUGGACCACUUGAUCACUUCAUCCCACUCCGACACCUGCCCCCUGGGGUGGCCCCAUUCCCUCCUCAUGUCGGCCCCAAAGACUUCCCUGUGCAGCCACAGGUCCCACAUGUCCAUGACUCUUCAGUGGGCCCCCAGCCCGGCGCUGAACCCCAGGGCCAGGGGCAAGACUACAGCUCCCAGCAGGCAACAGCUGCCCCCCAUGACUCAGUCAGCUCUGCCAUGGCAGAGCCUUAGACACCUGCCAACCGUUAACGACCUGGCUACAUUUAAUCAACCACGAUUCAUCUCUUUAUUUUUUCCUUUUUGUUUUUAAUAGGCUGAAAAUAAAUAUCAUAUGAUAUACUUGCAAACAACAGAAGUAUCUAAAAAGUUAGUGUUCCUAUUAAAGCAUCAGAAAAUCAAUGUCUUAUGUUUCGUGUCUGAAAUGUAAUAACGACUUGAAGAGGAGUAGAACUGAGGCUUGUUACUCUGCAAGUCCUAUUGUGCAAUAACAUUUCUAUUGUAUGACUGAGGAUUUUAAGUUUUUGAAAGGGUAUUAUGUUGAUUUUGUAUUCAUUUCACAAUGUUAUCAUGGUUUCCUGUGGAAAUUAUUGAAAAUAAAUGGACCCCAAGCUUUUGGGUUGCUUGAUCGAUCA
Salvelinus namaycush (lake trout) is the source of this 1161-nucleotide messenger RNA. RefSeq names its product cleavage and polyadenylation specificity factor subunit 6-like. The coding region runs from base 110 to 760 and encodes 216 amino acids. NCBI's taxonomy places the organism in Eukaryota, Metazoa, Chordata, Actinopteri, Salmoniformes, Salmonidae. The transcript has 5 exons. The record is from RefSeq and is a predicted model, not a curated record.